CAGGCGGGGCGGGGGGGUGUGGCGCGCACUAUUCGGCCCGAUAUUCGGGCUGAUCGCCGGGUGUAGGUCACGGCAGAGGACACGGUUUGUUAUUGUUCCCCUAGCCUUCCUAUUGGAGGUGGACUAGCCACGCCCUCCAGGAGUGUCAUUGGACGGCAGCGCGUGUCGUCACUAAGCCCCGCCCUUCCCCCGGGAUGAUUGACGGGGCUCCCUCUGUCAGGAUCCACGGCGUCUAUGGGUGAAGCGGGGUGACCCGAAUCCGAGACACACAGCGGGUGGAGCAACAUGGCGGCCGCAUAUCCGUCCAAAUCGCCGCACACAUCCUUUCGUGGAAGUACUAAAGAAUCCCGUCAAGACACCCCCUCGGCAAGUUCAUAUGCUACCUAUCCAAGAAGAAAACCCUUUAUUAAUUCUGAUGUGCAGUGUCCUCUUGGCAAACAUGUGCCUGCUUACCCAGAAAGUAAUAGCAGAGCUAUAUUCUCUGCUUUAAAAAACCUUCAGGAAAAAAUCAGUAGAUUGGAAUCAGAGCGGCUACAAGCGGAAGAGAACCUUAACCGUCUGUCGAAAGAAACUCAGGACUAUAAAACCCAUCUCGAUAAACACGUCAAGUCCAAAGACGGUGCCAUGGAUAUGUCCAGACAGAAUAAAGAUCUGUCAAGACAACUGACCGCUGCAGAAACUCGAUGCAGUGUUUUGGAGAAGCAGCUGGAGUACAUGAGAAAAAUGGUUCAGAAAGCAGAAAGUGAGAGAACGUCCAUGCUAGAAAAACAGGUAUCGCUUGAAGGAGAUCGAUCCACGGAGACUUUCAAUUUGAAAGCAAAACUAGAAAAGCUAGACACCCUAGAACAAGAAUACUUGAAACUUACCACUAUGCAAGUCCUGGCAGAGAGCAAAAUUCGUGAAAUUGAACAGAGGCUUAGAGAAGAGGAGCAUCAACGUAAACUGGUGCAAGAAAAAGCAGCUCAGCUUCAGACUGGUUUGGAAACGAAUCGCAUAUUGCUUCGCUCCUUAACCCCUCCUUCAAAGCAAAUGAAAGUGAAGAAAAUUAAGACUGCCCAGCUAGACAAGAUGCCUAGCCAUUUAAGCAGUUCUUCUGUACAGCCACACUACAGAUUAAGCCUUGGUGAUGUACCAUUCGUUGCUGGCACGUCUACAGGAAGCAGCCACUCUGUGAGAGCCAAUGUCCAGCAUGUCUUAUCACUGAUGAAGCAACACAAUAAGGCCCUGUGCAAUGAACGAGUACUCUGUGAACAGCCAGACGGUGUAAGGUGGUCCACUGAUUCCGUUUCACCUUUAAACUCUUACCAGGAACUUUCAGAAGUUCUGUUCACUUUGGAAGACGAAUUUGGACAGAUGAGCUUUGACCACCAAGAACUGGUGAAGCAGAUCCAGGAGGCACGAUCUGACCGACUUAAGGAAGACUUGGAAAUUGAACUAGAGGCCUUGGUGAGGAAAAUGGAAGCAAAGGCAGAUCAAAUAACCAAACUUAAAAGGUUGGUAAGAGAAUCAAGGGCCAGAAAGAAAGUAACCUAUGAAUCCUCAAAGAAAGACUCAAAACUUGUAAAAACAGGAAAGAAAACUAAUGCAACAGUGGCAGGACCACAAAAAAUCAAUCCUGGAGAAAAAAGCAGGAAAAGCCUCCAGUUAUUAAGGGAUAUGCAGACGCUACAGGCGUCACUUCGGAAAGAGGACAUCCAAUGGGACUGCUGAACGUGACGCAAACGUCAAAUCUCAGGGAAAACUAUUUAUUCAUCUUCCUCUCCACUGACUGCUCAACUCUUUUUAUACACGUUGCCUUGACUCUUGUGUUUUUAAAAUAAAAUUUUAUUUUGUUCUACAUUAAAUAUAAAUUGGAAUACAAGGCUGCACAUGCUGUCUCAAAAAUGACUCCGUCUGCAAUAAGAGAAUAAAAAAAAAACCAAAGCUUUGACAUACCAGGACCGGUUCAGGUAAGUAUAUUAAAUUCUAUUCUACAAAAUGUAAAAAAAAUGAUAAGUAAAUACACAGACUUAAUAUUAUACAGACUUCUGCAACCGCACUAUACAGGUUUAAGAUAAAAUCUUCAUUUAGAAAUAAAAAUGUACUCUACAUGAAGGAUUGCCAGUACUUUGGCCGAAACAAUGACCGGAAUAUUGGAUUGUGAAUUUGUGUCUACAACAGCAGAAUUGGAAAAUAAAUCAGUCUUUUAGUUUAGCUAAAAAAAAUAAUUUUCUUUGAAUAACUGACAAUUUGCACUUUAUUAAAUAACCGUGUGUAAAUAAAAAAAUAAAGUAAAACUCCCUCAACAUAUAUGCAUUUUGCAGACAAAUGUCAGUAAUUUCCCAUGAUGCUAUGGACCACAGCUUUGGCUCUUUCUUCUGACUGCAGCAAUGCAAAACUUAAAGGGAUCCUGUAGAAAACAAACCCGCUUUCCUGGCACUAUAGCGUUUAUAGGUCCCCACCUCCCUCGUGCCCCCAUUCCGGGGGCUGACCUCUUCAGCCAUUUACCUGAAUCCAGUGCAGAUGUCCCUCGGCGCUGGGCCAGGCUUCGCCCACACUCCUCCCCCGCCUAUGGGGAAAAUCUGACGCUGGAGGUCAGUGAGGACGUCCAGCGUCAGAUAACGGACCAAAAGUCUGAUUUGGAUUCCGGAAACUCCCCCAGUGGCUGGCUGGUAGACAGCCACUGGCAGCAGACUUAGAGCUAUAAUGUAAACAUUGCAGCACUAAGUGCAAAAUGGUCACAGCGCCCAGACCACUUCAAUGAGCUGAAGUGGUCUGGGUGCCUACAGUGUCCCUUUAAUAAGGAAUAUCAUAAGGCUAAGCUUCUAUGUGCACGUACAAGUACAAGUGUGGUCAUAUAUCCUAAUAUUACGUACAGAUAUAAGAAUUUACAUUAUUUGUACGGUAGCAUGAAGGCUGUAGCACCCAGUACGAGUUCAUGCAACUUACUGUAAAGUAUGUUUUGUCUUUGCUUUCUCCUCUCCCAUUUAUGCACAGCAUAUCAAGGGACAUCCCCACCCCACUGUAGUCUCUCUAAAAUUAUUUUAAGCAUAUACCGAGUUCUUUAAAGUGCGUCAGCUGUAUUUUCACGACAGGACGUCAAUGUGACCGUGAGCAUGCAGACACACAGUACAAAGAACAAUGACUCUUUGAUCCAAUUUGCAUUGUGCUCUUGUUUUAUGAAAAGAUUUGACUUUGCCUCAUUCUGUUUCCUUUUGACAUGGUUAUUCAUUAAACUGGUAACAG
Molecule: messenger RNA, 3225 nt
Organism: Pelobates fuscus (common spadefoot toad)
Lineage: Eukaryota; Metazoa; Chordata; Amphibia; Anura; Pelobatidae
Gene: CEP57
Product: centrosomal protein 57
Exons: 11
Coding region: 286-1710 (474 amino acids)
Cellular component (GO): centrosome
Molecular function (GO): gamma-tubulin binding; identical protein binding; microtubule binding
Source: RefSeq, a predicted model, not a curated record